Molecule: messenger RNA, 345 nt
Organism: Paramuricea clavata
Lineage: Eukaryota; Metazoa; Cnidaria; Anthozoa; Malacalcyonacea; Plexauridae
Source: the annotation of a GenBank genome assembly
AUCGCAAGAUUGUUAUCCGAUAUAGGAGGACAGUUGGGUCUAUGGGUCGGGGUCUCAGUCGUAACAGUUGUUGAUUUCACUGAGAGUGUUUCAUUGUUAGCCAAGACGUUGUAUCGUCGUAUUAGAGCAAAAUUCGUAAGAAAAACCCGCCGUCUUUCAACUGCUGGCGCAGGGCCUCGGCUUUCUGUCGACGCUUCCUACGCAGUUGAUACAAAAGGCAGUUGUAUCUUAAGUCCAAAAGGCUCUGCAUUGCGGAGCAAUCUUGGUUUAACUACCACGCUUAGCAGAAUAAGUACUAAAGUACCGCAUGUUGAUUUUGAAGAACCAUAUAAUUUUCCGAUAUAA